Messenger RNA from Mesitornis unicolor (brown roatelo), 1323 nucleotides. RefSeq names its product ankyrin repeat and SOCS box containing 18 (gene ASB18). Gene Ontology annotation, cellular component: cytoplasm; nucleus. Gene Ontology annotation, molecular function: protein binding. The record is from RefSeq and is a predicted model, not a curated record. NCBI's taxonomy places the organism in Eukaryota, Metazoa, Chordata, Aves, Mesitornithiformes, Mesitornithidae. Bases 1 to 1323 code for a protein of 440 amino acids. Gene Ontology annotation, biological process: intracellular signal transduction. The transcript is spliced from 5 exons.
AUGGGAAGCACUGGAACGGGCGAGUUACCAGGACCUGUAACAGAAAAGCUACAGAUUUCCCUCAAAUUGGAUUCGGAGCAUCCUGUCACGGCUCACGCUCCCCCCAGCAGGUAUUACAUGGCCCUGCUCAUGGGAGACCUGAGAAGCCUCGAGGUCCUGACUGACCGAUACUACCAAGAUGUCAACCUGGUUUUUGAAAUCAGUAAAAAUGAGCUGGAGUGGCAGGUGAAAAGCCAAGCAUCUUAUGGACUCUCAGGGCUGUGGUCGCUGGAGUACAAGCAGGAGUUGACCACCCCGCUGUGCCUCGCAGCCCGCCAAGGCCACACCGCCUGCCUGCGCCAUCUCCUCCGCCGACGGGCUGACCCCAACCUGGCGCCGGGAGGGCAUGGGCCCCUGCAUGAAGCCUGCCUAGGGGGACACGUCGACUGCGUCGAGCUGCUGCUGGAGCACAGGGCUGAUCCCAACUUGCGGAGCGACAAGGGCCUGGCCCCGCUGCACCUCUGCACCACCCAAGACUCCCUGGGAUGUGCCAAGCUCCUGCUGAGAAGUGGGGCCACCGUCAACCUGCCCAGUGAGGACGGGGGGGAGACCGCGCUGCACAUGGCAGCCAGGCACUGCCUCUGUGACCAUGCCCACCUCUACCUGCGGCACGGGGCACACGUUGACGUGCGCAGCGCAUGGGAGGAGACAGCCCUCAGUGUUCUCUGUGGUCAGGCACCGGGUGCUGGCGAGGGCUCUCUGCAACUUGGCCGACUGCUGACUGCCCAUGGCGCCAACAUUGACGCCCGGGAUGAAAUGAGGAGGAGCCCCUUGCACAAAGCAUGCGGGGCUGCCAACGUUGACCUGGCGCGCUUCCUUCUGUCACGCGGGGCAGACGUCAACGCCAUUGACUACAACGGCAUCUCCCCGCUGGGCUGCGCGCUGCAGAGCGCUGUCUUCAAGAGGGAGCUGCGGCCCCACCUCACUGUCCAGCUGCUGCUCAACCAUGGCUCCCAGAAGAUAUGGCCCCCUGCCUUCAUCAAGGUGCUGAAGUCCUGUGCGGCUGUGCCAGAGAUCAUUGAAGUCCUCUUCAAUUCCUACUCGCAAAUCCCUGUCUCUGAGAAGUGGGUGGAGGCCGUGCCAGAGGAGGUGUUUCAGCAACACGAGCUAUUCUAUGAGUCCUUUUUCCGUCUGGCGGGCACAGUCCGGUCCCUGCAACACUUAUGCCGCUCAGCCAUUCGGAAUAAGUUUGGCGGCGAAUGCCAUCGCCUUAUCCCUUUGCUGCCUGUGCCCAAGCCCUUGCACGAUUACCUGCUGCUGGAUCCUGAAGGAGUCGUGCUGUGA